Molecule: messenger RNA, 316 nt
Organism: Paramecium primaurelia
Lineage: Eukaryota; Ciliophora; Oligohymenophorea; Peniculida; Parameciidae
Source: the annotation of a GenBank genome assembly
AUGAUAGAACUAUAAGCCGAAUGUUUGAUGCCAAUUAGUGAUAUUAUACCAUUUGUUGCAUCCUCUAAAUUAUGGUCAAUCUUGCAUUAUACUUCCCUUUCACCUGAACAAGUUUUUAAUUAUUAAACCUCCCAUGUUUCGAAUGUGAUAACUAGAAUUCUAGGAUCAUUAAUAGCAAUCCAAUAAAAAUGUAAUUCAAAUAGAGAGGAUGGGGCUACUGCAAUACUACUUAUUUUGAAUCCUUUCAAUUAUUUAUCAUAAUUAAUUACUAGUUGUUGUGAUUGAGCUAACUCUUCCUAUAAACCCACCGAAAAGG